This is a messenger RNA of Fonsecaea nubica, 2757 nucleotides long. RefSeq lists its product as hypothetical. Gene Ontology annotation, molecular function: acyltransferase activity, transferring groups other than amino-acyl groups; hydrolase activity, hydrolyzing O-glycosyl compounds. The transcript is spliced from 5 exons. The coding region runs from base 1 to 2757 and encodes 918 amino acids. Gene Ontology annotation, biological process: peptidoglycan turnover; carbohydrate metabolic process. The record is from RefSeq and is a predicted model, not a curated record. NCBI's taxonomy places the organism in Eukaryota, Fungi, Ascomycota, Eurotiomycetes, Chaetothyriales, Herpotrichiellaceae.
AUGGCUGUGGCCACUACCAAUGGGGAUUUGCCCGGCCUGUGGGACGAAUCGAGGCAGCUCGGCCAGUUGUUUAUGAUGGGCUUUGAUGGCACCACGGUCACUGAUCAGGUCAAGACCUUGAUCGAGAAGUAUCACGUAGGCUCUAUAUUACUCAAGGCUCAAAACCUCAAAUGUGCCGUCUCCUCUGCAGAACAGGCAACCCAGCUCGUGCUUGACCUUCAGACUCUUGCACGUCAAGCUGGUCAUCCGGUGCCCCUUUUAAUUGCUCUCGACCAGGAAAAUGGCGGCGUCAACAGUCUCUACGAUGAGGUCUAUAUUCGUCAAUUCCCCAGUGCCAUGGGCUUGGCUGCUACCGGCUCAAAGAAACUGGCAAAGGAUAUCGCCAGAGCAACAGCUCAGGAGUUGAAUUCGUGUGGUAUCAAUUGGAUCCUGGGUCCAGUGCUGGAUGUCCUGACCAACGCCCGAAACCAGCCUCUCGGCGUUCGAUCUGUAGGCGAUGACCCUCAUGAAGUCUCGGCAUAUGGUGUCGAAUGCAUCAAAGGCUACCAAGAAGGCGGAGUCGCGACCUGCGGCAAGCAUUUCCCUUCUUAUGGCAAUCUUGAAUUCUUUGGCGUUCCAGAUGAUGUGCCCACCAUUACAGACUCCUUGGAGAAUCUGAGCCAGAGUGCUUUGGUCCCUUUUCGAGCCGCCAUCGCCCAUGGCGUUGAUGCAAUGAUGGUCGGCGGCGUUGCCAUGGCAUCUUCUCAAGUCAAUGUGAUGCACGCUUGUCUUUCGGAGCAGAUUGUUCGAGAUCUGUUGCGACACGAAAUGCGCUUUGAAGGUGUCGUGGUUUCGGAGUGCCUGGAAAUGGAGGCUCUGAGCCGCAAUAUUGGUAUCAGUGGUGGAACAGUCAUGGCCUUCCAGGCCGGCUGUGACCUGAUCCUGACUUGCCGAACUCUGUCAGUCCAAGAAGACGCCAUCAACGGUCUUACCACCGGAUUGGACAAUGGCAUGAUUGAGAGAUAUCGAGUGCAACAGUCAGUACAGCGAAUCCUUAACCUGAAGAAAAAAUAUACAUCUUGGGAAAAGGCGUUUUCGCCGACGGGAAUCGAGAAUCUUUCACGCUUGCAGCCUCUUCAUACAAGCCUUUCAACUACAGCUUAUAACAAAUCAAUCACUGUGGUUCGAGACCGACAACAUUAUCUGCCGUUGUCCAGAGUCAUCAAACCCGACGAAGAACUUCUCCUUUUGACGCCUUUGGUCAAACCAUUACCCGCUUCCGCCCUGUUUCAUCUCCUGCAAAAUGAGGCGUCGACUCUCCCUCAUUUGGGGCGCAGUCCUAGCAUCGAUACGAAUACGUCAAUCAUGAGUGGAGAGCAAGUCUUCCGAGAACUUGGUCGAAUGCUCGCCCGGUACCGCAACGGCAAAAUCUCUCACACUUCAUAUACUGCUAAUGGAGUGAGACCGCUCCAUGAGAACCUCUUGAAUCGAGCUCGAGGAGUCGUGGUCAUCACGGCAGAUGCAGGUCGGAAUAUGUAUCAAAACGCUUUUGCAAAACACAUUUCUAUGUUAUGUAAGUUGUCGGUAGGAGCGGAUGGCACUCCACGGGAAAAGCCUUGUGUUGUGGUCGCCGUCAGCUCCCCCUUCGACUUUGCGUCUGACACGUCGAUCGGAACGUACGUUUGUACCUAUGACUUCACCGAGGCAGCGCUGCAAGCGUUAGUCCAAGUACUUUAUGGUGAGCUUACCCCGUCGGGAGUGUUGCCAGGCUCAUCUAGCCAGAAGCCCCAGACUAGUCACACCAGACAGCAGUGGCUUGUGGAAAGCUUCAGUGAGGAUCGAGACUCGACAGCAUUAGACGCGCUCCUUAUCCAAUCACAGAAUGAACCGUCAGUACACGCAGCGGCGCUGAAAAACGCGACGUCUGGUACCUUCCUCCUCCGCGAUCCCGAUGUGGAAGAGGCGCAUUUUGUGGUCAGGAACAGCAGUACAAAAGAGUUGUUUGGGUUUUGUACCACAUAUUAUUUCAAGAACAGCGGCAUUGGGCAUAUCGGAGCCAUCAUUGUGGACCCGGCGCGCCGACGGUUAUCUAUCGGGCAUUCUCUACACGACCGUGCCGUGCGAGCGCUGCUUCAGAAGAAAGGAAUCACGAAGUUCCAGCUUGGGGUCAAGUUUCCGCAUGUGUACCUAGGCAUCCCCAAACUGGAUCCCCUAGAGUACAAACGCUUGCGCCAAUGGUUUGCCAAACUCGGAUGGAAUGUGUCUCUUUCCACACCUGUGGCAACCAUGAUGAUUCGCGACUUGUCAGCCUGGACAGCUCCUGAAGGAUUAGGCCAGGCCUUGGCAAAUGCCGACGUCAAAUAUGACCUGGUACACCGAGCCGAGUACACUGAAGUGAUGAUGGAGCAUCUCAAAAGAUGUGCCCGGACGGAUGUACGAGGUGUUUACCAAAUGGCCCUAGGCAAUGAAGAAGGCUGUGGUGUCAUUCGGGCGAAAAGGGCAUCUGAUCAGUCAAUUCUAGGGAGCAUCUUGAUCUCCCGAGCCGAAUCGAAAAUUGCCCGCUAUAUUCCGUCAUUCGACCGCGUCUCGCUUUUCCAAGGCCUUGUCCUCUUGGGCGUACGCCAGCUCAAAAAGCAAGGUUUGCGGACUCUCCUUUUGGACUAUACCCGCGAAGAUGUUGCUAUGAACGGCCUAAAGGCUUUGGGCUUUACUAUCAGCAACAGUUUUGAAGAGAUCUCAAGCGAUCCGGUCCACUGGACGAUGAUGUCCGCAACAUGA